This is a messenger RNA of Ilex paraguariensis (yerba mate), 2041 nucleotides long. Lineage: Eukaryota; Viridiplantae; Streptophyta; Magnoliopsida; Aquifoliales; Aquifoliaceae. The record is from the annotation of a GenBank genome assembly.
AGCAUUUUAGUCAUUUUCUCACACCCGCUCCGACUCAAACGAGUCACACCACUCACUCUGGUAGGUCCAGUCCCACUCUAGUUUCUUGAAGGUUAACUUUGAAAACCCUUCAAUGGAAGAACCUUCAACUCAGCCAAGAAAGCGAGGAAGGCCAAAGGGAUCGACGAAAAGCAAAGAGGAGAGAGAAAUUGAAACGAAGAUGAAAGACAGAGGUGGUGGCGGUGUCGAUAGGAAGGUCGCCGUCGACGAAAAGUACACGCAGUGGAAGUCUUUAGUUCCUGUUCUUUAUGAUUGGUUCUCUAAUCACAACCUUGUUUGGCCUUCUCUCUCUUGCCGGUGGGGGCCACUGCUUGAGCAAGGGACUGUCAAGAAUCGACAACGACUCUAUCUUUCUGAACGGACUGAUGACAGUGUUCCAAAUACUCUGAUUAUUGCAAAUUGUGACGUUGUUAAACCAAGGGUUGCAGCCAAAGAUCAUAUAGCACAUUUCAAUGAGGAAGCACGCUCCCCAUUUGUGAAAAAGUAUAAAACUAUUAUACACCCUGGAGAGGUGAACAGAAUCAGGGAACUUCCCCAAAACAAAAACAUUGUGGCAACACAUACUGACUGCCCUGAUGUUCUCAUUUGGGAUGUUGAAGCCCAACCUAAUCGUCAUGCUGUCCUUGGUGCUGCUGAUUCUCGUCCAGAUCUGGUAUUAAGUGGACAUCAAGAUAAUGCAGAAUUUGCACUUGCAAUGUGCCCAACUGAACCCUUUGUGCUCUCUGGAGGGAGGGACAAGUCUGUGGUGUUUUGGAGUAUUCAUGAUCAUAUAUCAACAUUGACUUCCGAUGCAUCCAAGUCUGCGGUAUCUGCUGGAUCAAUCAUUAAAUCUACUGAUAACCCAACUAUUGGACCACGUGGAAUCUUCCAAGGGCAUGAGGAUACAGUUGAAGAUGUGCAGUUUUGUCCAUCUAGUGCACAGGAGUUUUGUAGCGUUGGUGAUGAUUCUUGCCUCAUACUCUGGGAUGCACGAGUUGGCUCUAGCCCUGUUGUCAAGGUUGAAAAAGCGCAUAAUGCUGAUGUUCAUUGUGUUGAUUGGAGUCCUCAUGAUGAGAACCUUAUCCUCACUGGGUCCGCGGAUCAUUCUGUCCGCAUGUUUGAUCGCCGCAAUCUAACUUUUGAUGGAGUAGGAUCACCAAUCCAUAAAUUUGAAGGUCACAGAGCUGCUGUUCUUUGUGUCCAGUGGUCUCCUGAGAAGGCAUCUGUCUUUGGAAGUUCUGCAGAAGAUGGUUUCUUAAACAUCUGGGAUUACGAGAAGGUUGGCAAAAAGAAUGAAAGUAGGACGAGAUCUCCAAGUGAUCCCCCAGGGUUGUUUUUUAAACAUGCUGGCCACAGGGAUAAAGUUGUUGACUUUCACUGGAAUGCAUCUGAUCCAUGGACGAUUGUGAGUGUAUCUGAUGAUGGUGAAACCUCCGGUGGAGGUGGUACACUACAGAUAUGGCGCAUGACGGACUUAUUGUACAGGCCGGAAGAGGAGGUCUUGGCUGAGCUCUAUCAGUUUAAGGACCAUGUGAUUGAAUGCACUUCGAAGUCUUGAGAGAGUAUCACUAGCUAGCUAGAGCCUAGAGGACUUGCACGAAAAGUCUUUUCGUAUUUCUUAUUGUUUGAGCUUUAGUUGUAUUGUUAUUUGCUUAAUAUAGCUGUUUCAGACAUUGGAUAUGCGAAUUUUUAUGCUAGUUUAGCCAAGAGAUUACAACGGUCUGGAUCUUGUGAAGUCGGGUUAAACUUUAUAGAGGGUGAAGUAUGGUUCACUGUGACCGCACGAUAAGAAUUGCGUGCUUCGUAUUAAGUCACAUCAUAGCUGGAACUCCUGAAUAUGAAUUUCAUAGAAUCACAAUGCCCAUUAAGGGACUAGAGAAAACCAGGCUAUUGGUGGUAGAUUACUGUUACAAACAGAUGAACCUAUGCUAUGUCGGGCUUUGUGAUAAUUUCAAUGGCUGGGUGAACAGUCGAAAAGUAUGUUUGUGUGUGUGUGAAAUAAUGAGUCAAUCAACGAGACAAG